AUGAAUCUUAAUGUAUCAAAAAGUACUAUUAGUUGUAUUGUUAACAAACUUGAAAAAGAGUGCCGGUUAGGUUUAUUAAAUAAUCAAAAACCAAAGCUUUAUCGUCGACGCCAUGUAGCAACACCUGUAACUGUUCGUCGUAUUACGUCAUAUAUAAAACUGUUUAUUAAAUAUGUUAUUCCUCGUUUAUUUCCUGGUGAUACACGAAAAAAAAUGAUUCUUCAUCAAGACAGUGCACCGGGUCAUACAGCAAAAGGGGCAGUUAGUAAUAUGAAAGAAAAGAAAAUCCAAGCUAUGACACUUGCAGAGUGGUUACCUAAGAGUCUAGACGCUGCUCCGAUGGACUAUUCGAUUUGGGAUAUUUUGAAAGAACGGGUAAGAAAACACAAGGUGUCACCAUUAAAUGAGUUGAAAAAUGCUAUCAAACAGAAGUGGGAAAAACUUGAACAGGAUAUAAUCGACCAUGCUUUGAAGAAUUGGCCGAAGCGUGGUAGAUUAAUUUACUAUACUCAUGAAUCACAUAUCAAACAUUUAUCAUAA
Molecule: messenger RNA, 540 nt
Organism: Rotaria sp. Silwood2
Lineage: Eukaryota; Metazoa; Rotifera; Eurotatoria; Philodinida; Philodinidae
Source: the annotation of a GenBank genome assembly